Messenger RNA from Podarcis raffonei (Aeolian wall lizard), 1453 nucleotides. It is a transcript of the gene SLC35A1, whose product is annotated as solute carrier family 35 member A1. Gene Ontology annotation, molecular function: pyrimidine nucleotide-sugar transmembrane transporter activity. NCBI's taxonomy places the organism in Eukaryota, Metazoa, Chordata, Lepidosauria, Squamata, Lacertidae. Gene Ontology annotation, cellular component: Golgi membrane. Gene Ontology annotation, biological process: pyrimidine nucleotide-sugar transmembrane transport. The transcript has 8 exons. Bases 170 to 1129 code for a protein of 319 amino acids. The record is from RefSeq and is a predicted model, not a curated record.
UUAGGCGAAAGAAUAGCCCCCCUUGAACCUCCCUUCGAGCAUGGAAAUAAUUGCUGACUUUGUCUGUGAACAAAGACUUGGAAACCUUUAAGCAGCCGCGUCUGGCAUCAUCCUCUCCUGCAAACGGUAAAAUGUCAGCUUGCUUUUUAAGUUGUACUGCUUGACGGUGAUGACCUUGGUGGCUGCAACGUAUACAGUAGCUUUGCGGUACACGAGAACAACAGAAACAGUUUUAUACUUCUCAACUACAGCUGUCUGUAUUACAGAAGUUAUCAAGCUAUUCCUAAGUUUGGGCAUUUUAGCAAAAGAGACUGGAAGCCCGGGUAGACUAUUGACAUCUUUAAAAGAAAAUGUCUUGGGCAGCCCUAAAGAGCUACUCAAAUUAAGCGUUCCAUCUCUUGUCUAUGCCAUCCAGAACAACAUGGCCUUCCUGGCUCUUAGCAAUUUGGAUGCAGCCGUUUACCAGGUGACCUAUCAGUUGAAGAUCCCAUGUACCGCUUUAUGUACAGUCUUGAUGCUGAACCGCUCUCUCAGCAAACUGCAGUGGUUCUCAGUCUUUAUGUUGUGUGGUGGAGUCACGCUUGUUCAGUGGAAGCCAGCUCAAGCCACAAAAGUCCAGAUGGAGCAGAGCCCAUUGAUAGGCUUCGGUGCGAUAGCCAUUGCUGUUUUAUGUUCAGGAUUUGCAGGGGUAUAUUUUGAGAAAGUGCUAAAGAGUUCGGAUACAUCUUUAUGGGUCAGGAACAUUCAGCUGUACCUCUCUGGGAUUGUAGUGACCUUGGUUGGUGUCUACAUGUCUGAUGGCGUUAAUGUAAUGGAAAAGGGCUUCUUUUAUGGCUAUACCCAUUAUGUCUGGUUUGUCAUCUUCCUUUCCAGCGUUGGAGGUCUCUACACUUCAGUUGUUGUUAAGUACACCGACAACAUUAUGAAAGGUUUUUCUGCAGCUGCUGCCAUUGUUCUCUCUACUGUUGCCUCGGUCCUCCUCUUUGGCUUACAGAUAACCAUCACCUUCUCUCUCGGUGCCCUCCUUGUAUGCAUCUCAAUAUACCUGUAUGGACUGCCUCGACAAGACACCACAAAAAUCCAGGCAGCAGAAGCAAAAGGGUCAAAAGAAAAUCUUAUUAGUGUGUGAUGUUUUGCAUCAUGGAGAAUAGAAAAAGACAAUCUAAAGACUUGACAUGAGUGUUUGUUCCUUUUUUUUCUUUUUUUAAAAAAAGCCUUAAACUGGUAAUGCAAGAUUGAACUAAAAGUGAAGUAACUCAUUAGUGAAAUGAAGGAUUACACUGGAGGAUGGAAACUUCGCUAAAUUGUGAAGCACUGCUUUUCAUGUAACGUUGAUCUAUUUGUGUUGGACUAUGAAGAGUCUGUUCACCAAGAAGAAUGAAGAAAUUGAAUGUGCAGUUUUUAAAUAUAUAUAUAUAUAUUGUCUAUAAAAUAAAGGGGAAUGCCAUUGGAA